AUGCCAAAAAGCGGAAAUGCGCACGUCAUCGACGCUUUCAACCGCAACUUCGGAAUUACGGAUAACAACAAAUGGACUCUUGUUCUGAGCAUCUUUUACGUAGGAUAUUGUCUGUUGGAAAUGCCUGCUAACGUAUUGCAACGACACAUUGGAGCCAAUCGUUUCUUCUUCCUUUCGUUGACCUUCUGGGGCCUCUCGUCUCUUUCGGUCGUUUAUGCGAAAGGAUAUGGUGGCAUCUUGGUCUUGAGGGUAUUGAUGGGUAUUGGAGAAGCUGGGUACUAUGCUGGAAUGAUUUACUACCUGUCAUUUUGGUACAAACGGAACGAACUGGCGCUACGCAUCAGCUUGUGUAUGACUGGAACGCUUCCUGGUGCUAUUGGGGGCCUACUUGCAUUUGGAUUAGUCCGCGCCCACACUUCUGUGCUCACUGGAUGGCAGUUCUUGUUCCUCGUAGAAGCUAUUCCCACAUUGAUCAUGGCUGUGAUGAUUCUUUUCUUCUUGCCAUCUUUUCCCUUUUCCGCGGGUUUCCUUAGUCCCAGGGAAAGAGCUAUUGCGCAGGCAAGGCUGAACAGGGACCAUAAGCCCCAGUCCCAUGGAGGAAUGAAUGGUUGGAAGGGCUUUAAAGCCAUAAUUUCGGAUAUCAAUGCGUGGCUUUUUAUGCUCAUUUAUGCCAGCUUUAACGUUGGUGUUGCCACCGUAUCCUACUUCUUGCCUACAUUGAUCAAGAACCUUGGCUUUUCAUCCAUCAACGCUCAAGGCCUCACUGUUGCCCCUUAUGUCGUAGGGUGGUUCAUGGUCUUCUUACAAGCACUACAUAGCGAUCGUACGCGAGAGAGAGGAUAUCAUAUCAUGGCGUCUUGUGCAGUCUCUUUCAUUGGCUACAUCAUCUUGGCCACUUCUGUCCAGAAAAGUGUUGGUGCUGCCUACUUUGCCCUAUUUCUUGUGGUCGGAGGGAAUUAUAGUCUAUUUCCGCUUGUUAUGAGCUGGGCAGCCAACGCAUUUUCACCUACUUCCAAAAGAGGUGUAGGAACUGCUUUCAUAGUCUCCAUAUCUAACUGCGUCUCGAUUGCUUCGCCUCAAAUAUACUUCGAUCCGGAAGACUCUUUCAGGAAAGGGCACGCAAUCUCCGCUGCAUGUUUGCUACUGGCGUUCCUUGCGACGGCCACUUUGAAAAUACGGCUCAGCCUUCUCAACAAACGUAAUGCUCAACGGUUGUCCUCGUUGUCAAAGCAAGAAAAGGACAAAGUUCCUCAGUUAAGCGAUGAAGAAAUAUGGGAUAACGAUCCUCGCUAUGUGUUCAUGACUUGA
Messenger RNA from Psilocybe cubensis, 1308 nucleotides. RefSeq lists its product as uncharacterized. Gene Ontology annotation, biological process: transmembrane transport. The transcript is spliced from 16 exons. Gene Ontology annotation, cellular component: membrane. NCBI's taxonomy places the organism in Eukaryota, Fungi, Basidiomycota, Agaricomycetes, Agaricales, Agrocybaceae. Gene Ontology annotation, molecular function: transmembrane transporter activity. The record is from RefSeq and is a predicted model, not a curated record. The coding region runs from base 1 to 1308 and encodes 435 amino acids.